UUUUUGAUUGGCCCCUUUCUUGCAUCGAUACGUCAUCCCCAGGUCAGCACCACUCGGGCUGGUUGCGCAUGUUCUUUCCUUCACGGAUCUUCCCAACUCCUACCUCCCACCACUACCGCCGCUCUUUCUUUGCCUUGCAGACUCGAUUUCUUGCAGCGAUGGCGACCGAUCCUUCCAAGUACAAGUUCAACCACUCCAUGUUACGCGUGAAGGAUCCUAAAGCUUCCGUCAAAUUCUAUGAAUCCCUCGGUAUGAAGCUGAUCAGCAAGCUACCCAAUCCCGAUGCCAAAUUCGACUUGUACUUCCUCGCAUACGAUGGCCCAGAUGCACUCUCCGGCGGGAAAGAAUGGACCGACCGCGAAGGCAUCAUCGAGCUCACCCAUAACUACGGCACCGAGAAUGACCCGGAAUACAAGAUCGUCAACGGAAACGCAGAGCCAUUCCGGGGCUUCGGCCAUGUGUGCAUCAGCGUGGAUCACAUCCAGGCUGCGUGCCAGCGGCUUGAGGAUGCCGGUUAUAAGUUCCAAAAGAAACUUACCGACGGCCGGAUGCGCCAUAUUGCGUUCGUUCUCGAUCCCGAUGGGUAUUGGGUAGAGGUGAUCUCGUUCAACGAUGUGGAGAGCACGACGGACGCAAAAACAACCGACUUGGGAAGCUACCGAAUGAAUCACACGAUGCUCCGCGUCAAGGACGCCGAAAAGUCGCUCGCGUUCUACAAGGACGUCCUCGGCAUGAAUCUCAAGCGCUCACACGAGAAUCCGGGUGCGAAAUUUAACCUCUACUUCCUCGGUUACGACCACACCUCCCUUGGCGCCGACAAUAGGCCUCUGGACGCGAGCGGUAGCACCGCCAAGCUCGAAGGUUUGCUCGAGCUCACUUGGAAUUACGGCACCGAAAACGACCUGGACUUCAAGUAUCACAACGGCAACGAUCAGCCACAGGGAUUCGGGCACAUUGCAAUUACCGUAGACGAUCUCGAUGCAGCUUGUGCCAGGUUUGAGGAAAUGGGGGUGACUUGGAAGAAGAGACUCACGGAUGGUCGGAUGAAAGAUGUUGCCUUCAUUCUCGACCCGGACGGUUACUGGAUCGAAGUGCUCCAGAACGAAUCAAUCAAGAAACGAGUUGCGUGGUUAUGAUUAUAUGCAUAUAUAAGAUGAACAAUAUUUCUCCCCUGCGAUACCAGUUGCAGAGAGAAGAUCCGUCGAGAGUCCUGGCGGGCAACCCUGGUACCUAGUAGUACAUAUGAUGGUCCAAGUUGUUGAGUAGCACGCCUCCAUGUCCGUAGCAGUCAAGCAGUGACUCUCACGCUGAGGCUGCAGUACUGAAGCUGAAAUCUUGAGUUUGAAGCUUAAAGCCAUGGAGUCUCGAUCGGAUACUGAUCUGGCGGCCGACGUUACCAUCAUUAUCUUCCGUCAACUCCUUCAUCCCUUUCUCUCCACCCCAUGGAACACGAAGUAGACGGAUGGAUCGAGCAGCUGAGGAGAUGUGAGCCCCUGUCAGAGAGUCAGGUCAAGAAGCUCUGCGACAAGACCCGGGAGAUCCUGGCGCAGGAGUCAAACGUCCAGCCUGUCCCGUGCCCGGUCACCAUAUGUGGCGACGUUCACGGUCAGUUCCAUGACCUACUCGAAUUGUUCCAGAUGGGUGGGCAAUCUCCGGACACGAACUUUCUGUUCAUGGGUGAUUACGUCGACCGGGGGUACUAUUCCAUAGAAACGGUAUCGCUUCUGCUAGCGCUCAAGCUGCGGCACCGCGACCGCAUCACGCUCCUCCGCGGAAACCACGAGUCGCGUCAGAUCACUCAGGUCUACGGGUUCUACGACGAAUGCCUGCGCAAGUAUGGCGGGCCAAAUGUCUGGAGGAUGUUCACAGAUCUGUUCGACUACCUGCCGUUGACGGCUUUGGUGGAAAACCAGAUAUUCUGUCUACACGGUGGCCUCUCCCCCUCCAUUGACUCCCUCGACUCGCUCCGCUCGCUUGAUCGUGUACAAGAAGUCCCGCAUGAGGGACCGAUGUGUGAUCUCCUCUGGUCUGACCCAGACGACCGAUGUGGCUGGGGCAUAUCACCGCGCGGUGCUGGAUACACUUUCGGACAAGACAUCACCGAGGCGUUCAACCACACGAAUGGGCUGCUGCUGGUCGCACGGGCCCAUCAGUUGGUCAUGGAGGGUUACUCUUGGGGCCAGGAUAGAAACGUGGUGACUGUGUUCAGCGCGCCGAACUACGUGUAUCGCAGUGGAAAUCAGGCAGCCAUCAUGGAGGUGGAUGAGCGACUCUCCUACAAGUUUGUCCAAUAUGAACAUGCGCCAAGGCAAGACGAGCCACUUGUCAGGAAACGGAUCCCGGACUAUUUCUUGUGAUGGAGGAUUCGAUUACGAGAAUUGACACGAACGGACAAUGUAGAUGUAAAGAGUCACAUAUACAUACUGCAUGUGUAUUCAGCAUUUCCAAUGGACCAAAGAGAUACCCAACGACUGACCUUCGCA
This is a messenger RNA of Mycena citricolor, 2483 nucleotides long. The record is from the annotation of a GenBank genome assembly. Lineage: Eukaryota; Fungi; Basidiomycota; Agaricomycetes; Agaricales; Mycenaceae.